This is a messenger RNA of Neolamprologus brichardi, 954 nucleotides long. RefSeq lists its product as uncharacterized. The record is from RefSeq and is a predicted model, not a curated record. NCBI's taxonomy places the organism in Eukaryota, Metazoa, Chordata, Actinopteri, Cichliformes, Cichlidae.
GCUCAGUGCGUCUCUUCCUCAAACAGCACAUAUCAGGACGCACUCACCUGACGCUCAUUUGCACAAACACACGCAGGUGUGUGAAGCAGAAGUAUCCCGGACCUGAGGCAGAGAACGGGGAAGCAUGGAAGAGUCUGGAGGACUUCACUCAGAUUCUGAACAAAACACCGAGGACAAUCAAGCACGUCGUCAAAAACAAUCAAAGAGUCUGUCUCGCUGCCCUGACUGCUACAACCACAAGGCACACUUCAAGUCUCGGUGGGGGGGCGAGAGUGAGUCCAGCUCAUCUGACGAAGACUUUGGAUCAGAGGUUAAGUCUGACUCAGAAGCCGAGUCCAGUUCCAGCAGCAGUUGCUUUACUGGGAACGUGGUAGAAGAGACACCAGUGAGGCCUGUGUGUGAAGACACUGAACCUGAUUCUGGAGGGCAGGAUGGUGACAGGCGAGCGGAGACAUCCGAGACUCCAGUGGAUAAGGUGAAGAUGAAGGGGAUGCUCAAAAGACCUCAGCUAACCAAGUCUGUCAGUCUCCUGCCACACCCUCGCCAAGUCACCUCCACCCUUCACCUCCAGGUGCUGCCCCAAAAACACAAGAAUGACACCACCUACACCAUCUGCCGACCAGAGAGAGGGGGAACCUCAGGAAGAAGAGACAAUACCCCUCCCUCUGUACCAUUCCCAUGGCCGCGGCAGCCACCACAUCUUCACCCUGACUAUAUCCCUCCUCUGGUACCUCUAAGGUUACCUCCACCUCUGCACACGUUUCCUAUGUUAUAUGCACCUCUUCAGGCUCCAAAUGCAUCCUACACACAUCUGCAAACACUUACUGCACAACCAUGCCAGUGUUAUUACUGUAUGUACUUUCCUCACACACACUGGAGUCAUUACAGCAGCACACAGCUGCCCUGGUAAUAAAGUGCCCUGCAGUGUUGUAUACAGCCCUUAAGCAUGUGAAA